Molecule: messenger RNA, 6142 nt
Organism: Paramuricea clavata
Lineage: Eukaryota; Metazoa; Cnidaria; Anthozoa; Malacalcyonacea; Plexauridae
Source: the annotation of a GenBank genome assembly
UUAAAAUUUGCAAAAAUCGUGGCUUAAAAUAUGUUUGGGAUUACUGCUUCUUCUUUGGCUCGUGCUGUGUGUUAUUUACGAAGAGUUAACCGCAAUAUAUGUUUAGAAAGAAGUUGUUGGUCAAAGAUUUUAGCAAGAAAUUGGUCGCAGUUUCAGGCAAGUCAUUUUGGGAAUUAUUAUGAUGCACGUGUUUAUAAAAGAUGGUUUAAACUAUGUUGUUGUUUGUCAGAUAAACACGAAUUUAUCAGAGAUGAAAAUAAGAUCAUUUCUGAAUAUACAGACGGUCGAAUUGCAGUUGGAAGUAAUGAAAAUACUGCAAACUUGAUCAAUGAUUCCACACAAAAAACCACACACCAAGGAAUUUUACCACACACAGAGUUUCUUGGAAUUGAAGUCUUUCCAGAAAUUUUUGACCAACUGCCACCAAAGUGUACAGGUUGUGGUGCUAUCCUACAAAGCCAGAAUGAAAAUAAACCUGGUUUUAUCCCAGAAAGCAGAAACCCAAGUCUUUCCAGGAAUUCUGAAGAAAACUCCUUUAUGCCUGAGAUAAUUUGUACGAGGUGUUUUAGUGUGAAGCAUUACAACAAAGAUGCACCACCACUGGUUUUGCCUGAGACAAUUUCAAACUUUUUAACCCAUAUAUCUCGAAGGAAAGCAUUAAUAUUAUAUGUUAUUGAUGUCAUGGACAUUCCUGGAAGUUUCGCCGAGGAUCUUUUAAAAAUUGUUGGUGAGACAAAGCAUAUUAUCCUUGUAUGUAAUAAAAUAGAUCGACUGCCAGUGGAUGGUCAUCCAAGGCAUCAAAUACAACGUGUUAAGAAAAUCAUGUCAGAUGAGGCAAUGAAAUUUGGCUUACAAAAUGCAAAUGUGCGAGACGUUUCUGUGAUUAGUGCAAGAAAUGGAUUUGGUAUCCUUGAUUUAGUGAGGACAAUUAAUAAACACUGGCAGAAAAAUUCAGAUAUGUAUUUAGUUGGUUGUAAUAAUUCAGGCAAGACCACAUUGUUUAAUAUUCUUGUUGAUCUGUUUACUGCAAGUCGCCAUUCGGACAACAUGUUGCAAAGAGGGUCUGUCAGUCCUUCUGCUGGAACAACACUUAGUCUUUUGCGAUAUCCUGUCACAAAACACAGGUUCCUCCGGUUACAAGAUCGACUUAAAAGUGGCUAUUCAGAGGUGAGAGUUAUUACAGAUGUUUGACUAGACUAGAUAUUAUUUUGACAUGCAUAUGUCAUAUGAAAUAAUGUUACCCCAGAUUUACUUGUGCCAUACCCAGGCUUUUAGCCAGGGUGUCAAAACUGGACGUCCAAGAAAUAUAGUGGGUGUGACAACCUAUUUUCAUGAACAUGGUAAAAAAACAUGGAGUUUGAAAUCAGUGCUAAUAGACUGAUAAUUCAGCGUUUUUUCUUGUAGAAUAGAUGAACAACAGCUAAUGGUAUUAAAGAAAAUGUUUUCUUAGGCCAUUCGUAGCCGUUUAUUAAAAAGUGGCCAUCUUAUUUUUAAAUCUAUCAUCAUAAGAAAAAACUGUUUUACUAUGCAUACAGACCAUUGAUAUUAUUGCAUACAUGCCAUUUGAAAGUGAUUGACAGAUUGUGCCACAAUAGGAAAUCUGAAUUUGAUCGGAUUUGUUCGGAUUAUGGCCAACCUGUCAGUAUUGGCAACAGGCAAUACAAAACAUGUGACUCGAUUAUUCAAUUUUAAGAUAAGAAGCAAAGAAAACCUGAAAGAAGUGGAUGUUAGUGAUGAAGUCAUUGACAAACAGAUGACAAAAUAUCGAAACAUUGAAGAAAGAGUUCAGAAUGUCUCUACAGCUGUGUCUCCAUACCGUCUGCAGUUUGUAACUCGGAAACAAGAUCAUCAACAUGAUGAUCUCUCUUGGCUAUAUGACACACCUGGAUUGUACAGCAAAAAUCAGGUAGGACAAAACAUCCUACUCACACCUCUCUAAUACAGAUACCUCUCUCAACUACUCCGAUAUACACACCUCUCUAAUGUCUCUCUAAUUAUGGGCUCAUCUCUAAUACAGAUACCCCUAAUUCAAGUAACCAUCCAACACAGGUACCUUUCUAAUAUGUACACCUAUCACAAAACAUAUACCUCUUUAGUUCAGAUAAUCUUCUAAUACAAGUUCUAAUAUGUACACCUAUCUCAAAACAUAUACCUCUUUAGUUCAGAUAAUCUUCUAAUACAAGUACCUUCCUAAUAUGAACACCUGUCUCAAAACAGAUACCUCUCUAGUUCAGAUAAUCUCUAAUACAAGUACCUUCCUAAUAUGGACACUUCCAUAGUAUACAGUAGAUACCUCUCUUAUAAAGGUGGUAUACAUUACAGACUUGGUCCAACUUUAUAUAAUGUAGCUGCUUAAUUAACCCAUUGAGUGGUGGCACUCUCCCCUUAAUGAAUAAAAUCAUCUUGUGUUAGGGCACAUCAGGAUGCAUUACCACUUAAGGGUUAAGUGAUAAUUGCUAAGAUCCUUUCUCAAUCUCUAGUUUCACAUUGAUUACUUUAAAUUUCGAAGGCCCCUCAAACCUCCCUCAUUAUGUUCAACUAAAGUAUAUUCUCUCUGAACUCUUUGUACUUUAAAAGUUGAAAUGCAUAUUCUUGUUUUUCUCUUAGAUUACACAUCUUUUAACAAACCAAGAGCUAAAGUUACUAAACCCAACAUUAUGGUUUGUCCCACGUACAGUCAUCCUUAGACCUGGCAAAGUUCUAUUUCUUGGUGGCUUAGCAAGACUGGAUUAUCUUGAUGUAUGUGAUUUUCUAAUCUGCUUGAUUUUUUGCCAGCCUUUUUUUUCCACUUUUAACAACAUGUUUACGUCAUUACGCAGGUGAAAUGGAUGUCACAGGCUGAUCAUGGCAAGGAAGAGGAGGUUCCAAAGGUAAUUCAUAGCGACUGACCGGCUGUGCCAAACAUCCAAAAUUACCAGUUACUGAUUAUCCAUGCAACAAUCUUCCCGAUACAAUUUUUAUAAUGACGUUAUAAUGUCCAUCGACCAAGUGACAUCAUUCAUUUUGAUUUUUUAAUGAUAAUUUCCAACCCAACGUGUCAUUGCAACCAAAGCUCAUGAAAACCAUUCUGUAUGACUAUAUAAUUUUUAAGGUGUGUAUUCCCUCAACAUUCAGUUUUACUUUUACACAAUCGGAGAUACAGAUAAUUCUAAUGACUACUGAUCGGCUCGAUUCUAAAAAAAAAGAAGAAAAAAACCUGUUAAGAAAAAAAAGAGAAGCCUGUUAAAAAGGCCUGUUAAGCCUGUUAAAAAAUAAAAGCCUGUUAAGGUUUCUGGUCGACCCAGUACCAUAGCAGAUAUAGAGAAUAAUACAUGGGUGCGCGGAAAUACCAGCUUUAUUUCGAGUGUUGAACAUGAUUCUCGAGCACAGCGAACGAGUGAGAUAUCAUGUUCAACACGAGAAAUAAAUCUGGUAUUUCCAAGCACCCAUGUAUUUUUCUGUUUAUUAUAUAAACAAAAUUCAGUGCAAAACAAUAAAACGUCCGUGGCAAUGCGUUUUACAACAAAUGAUAUUUUCACACGUAAAAAUAUCGUAUUUUUUACGUGUGUUUAAUUACGAUUUUUCUCAGUGGCCAAAAACUCUAUAUAACACUUAUGUUUAUAUAAUAAAUUUAAUAUAUGUACAUUUUACGUUAUAAUACUGUGUGGGCAACAAUUCUGAUACCGAUAUUAUUGGUCAAUCACUAGUAAUCCACUCUCUUACAGGCUUCACAGUCUAUUUUCUUCACAAUUUUUGCCUCACCAAAUCUUCCUAUUCACGUGACGAGCUUAGAAACGGCUGACGGUCUUUAUGAUAAACAUGCUGGGAAUGAACUUUUAAAGGUAUACUACUUUCGCUACAUAAUUAUAGUCGUUUUAUUAAUUGUGUUAUUAUUUAUGAAGAGAAAGUGCCUUUCACCUCUAUCGUAGGUUCGUUUCUCGCCCCGGACUCACGACACUUGUGUGUGAAAAAUGUCAGCCAAUGCUUUACCAGAAUUCUGGGUUUUCUCCAAGCACUUCAGUUUCUUACCACAGGGAAUGUUGACAGGUUGGCAGAAAUCUCAAACUAACCCUUGGUAGCUGUGCUCCAUAAUUAGCCUGAGUCCCUCCUUCGACUUGAUCUGGUUCAGCUAUAUCCUUCUGAUUCAAUUCGGCUUUUAGCUAUAAGUGGGGAUGAUCAGCGUACUCCCACUUGCCACUUUUUUUAACCUGAAAUACCUUUUUGGUUUGGCUGCCGUCCGUACAGCGUAACUUGAUGGUGUACGACAAAAAAGCGUGUUUUUUUUAUAAAUAUCUGAAGAACUUGAAAAAGGUUUCUGUAAGAAUAUACUGUAAAAUUAUCCUCCCAAAUACAAUUAGCUGAAUGUGCAAGCACUCCAAACUUAUCUCCACCAUUCAGUUCCAUUACUUCAAACCAUGGAUAAUAAAAUAAAUCCAUGUUCAAACGAUCCCUUCAGUUUCAUUACUUCAAACUAUCCAUCCAGUUUCAUUACUUCAAACGAUCCAUCCAGUUUCUUAAUACUUCAAAUGAUGGUCUGAAAGAUAAACUGAGUUCAGUCCUCGUUUUGUCCUGGAUGUUACUACCUGAAAUCAAUCAACAAAUCCUUGACGUUUCGGAAGGCUCGUUUUGGAACGGUCUCUGUCCAAAUUUUCUUAAAUUAUUUCUCUCAGUUUGCAACCAAAAUGAAAAUAGUUUAUUAUUGAGUACUACCUACACUGGAUCGUACGUUUGCAUCCCUACCAAGGAAAGCUUGUUCAUAGGCAGCGAAGUGACUUUUUCCUUUGCUGGGCCGAGUUGUGUUGUCGUGUGACAAGUGGUGCCGACAAACGAAAGUCGCUUCGCGCGAAAUUAUCUUAAUAUUUUAUUCUCCAUAAAAUUAUAUACUCAGUCAACAUAAUGAAGUAAAUAAUUUUAACUUUCCAUCUCUAAACGGAGUAACCUUUCAGGUACCAAGUGGCGGGAAAACCCGAAUGGAAGAAUUCCCAGAGCUCAGUGGACGCGUGUUUAAGUUAACAGGAGUGGACUGGAAACGAAGUGUUGCUGACGUCAUAUUAUCAAAUAUUGGCUGGAUUGCCGUGACAGCAGGCUCAGGUUCUAUUGUGACACUAAAGGCAUACACACCCAAUGGGGCUGGUCUAUACCUGAGAGAGCCUGCCCUCCUACCAACCAGCGUACGACAACGAGGUAUUGCAUCCAACUAUCUAAGUUGCGCCCAUGUUUGUCAGGGUAAUAAAAGAUAUAAAUAUUAUAUGCUACCUCGUCAAAUGAUUUUGAUCAAUACUUGCAAGAUUUUCUCGUCAAAAUUUGCUUACAUGAAUAAGCCGUCAAUGAAGCCAUUUUCAAAGGACUCAAGGCUCCAUUAUGAGCUCCAUAAAAUAAGAAACAAUAACUUUAUGUGUUCGAUGGAAGGGGGUAAAGAGUUUGAUGGCAGAUGCGGUUGUGGCAGAUGUGUUGUAGCAGACAUUGGAAUUUGGAACCCAAUUAAGCCUUCGACAUGAUCACAUUUGAACUAUCAUUCGUUUCCUCUCCUAAUACACCAUUCCGGAAAGUACAUCAUUUUGGCUAUAUGACCAUGUGAGUUUAAAUUGAAUCGUCUUUAAUAAUCACGAAAACGAGGCUCUAUAGCCAAAAUGACAUACUUUCUGGAAGGGUGUAUUUUACUUAUUUCAUUUUAGUCAUUUUUAAAUUUACUGCCUUUAGGUCGGCGAGGUGUUCCAUAUAUGGGUUAUGUGAAUCGCAACAUGUAUCAAGGAACACGCAAAAGAAGUCCUGCACUCACAAAAUAUUUCACUGAACAAAACCUCGGGACGUCCCAAUGGAUGAAGAUCGCUGAGAAGAAACGUAAACAACAGCGAGCCUUGCUGAAAUUUGACAAAACAAGAUAUCAUUCUAAGUUAAGAAUUGGUUUUAGUGCUCGGAGUAAUCCAGCAAGAUAUUUACCAGACUAUGGUCAUGAGGAGAGUCCGUUGGAGAGGGAUGCGAUCGAAAUGCAGCAAAUUGAGAAUUGCAGUUCUGGUCGUGUAAAAUGAAGGAUAUUUCUGUCAUAUGAAUAUGGAGGUUAAGGUACAAUGUUACAUAUUUCUAACUCGGGGGGGGGUGAUGUGUAUACAUUAAAUACAUUAUCAUUUAUCAAUUCUUAAUGAUGACUAUAGUUAAAAGCUAG